GAGGAAGGAAGAUGGCGGCAGUUGAUGGACUGGAGCUGCUGUUGCGCUUUUAAAACGAGAGAAAAGGCUGUUGAUGUGGUGUUAAGCGGUCGGUUUAAUGUCUCAAGAAGAGACGGCAGCAAAUCCCACACGGAGGCUUUGACCUGAGACUGCAGACUGCCGGACCGGACUGAAGGUUUAUUUGUGGAUUCUGUUCCUCCGCUGUGGUCCCACUGUCUGACUUCUGCACCACCACUUUUCCUGGCCCAUGGACUUGACACCAUCAACAGGCUUCAAAAGGAGGCCUGCUGCCUCCUCUUCCCCAAGUGGAGUUAGAGAGAUUGCCAGGAGCCCUCCUCUCUGCUCGCCCUCCUUGUCUCUGUCUUCUCCUUCAUCUGAUCCGUCAUCACCCUUGUCUACAUCCUCCUCUGUCUGUGCCAACGUGUAUCAGAAUCAUGUAAAAGGUCAGACCCAGGGGACAGAGGUGGCCAGGGUGUCCUCCACUUCUGCCUCUCAGGCAACACAGUCUCUCUCCACAUCUACACCCAGCACCACCUCCCUGGACUUCUGCCUUCACACCUCAGUGCAGCCCAGCCACGUUUCUGAAGAGGAGGACAGGAAGAGGGAGAUGUACGAUCCUUUCCAUCCCACUGAGGGAGACAAGGAGGGAAGGGAGAGGGGGGAGGAGGGGGAAGGGGAGAAAUAUGACCCCUUUGACCCCACUGGUUCCCCAGCAUCAGACACUGAUGACGGCAGUGGCAAACUGAGGGGGGUGAAGAGAAAGGCUGAGAGAGGACAUGAGGAGGAGAAAGAGGAAGAACCACCAGACUCCACUGACACUUUGACUGAUCUGCCAAGCCCCUGUCUGGUCACCCAGCUCCCUCUGAGGAGGAGAGUGGACUGUAGCACCACCAAGGCUGGAGAGCAGAGGGAGAGUGCAGACUCUGAUCACUCUGAAAUAGAGGAGGGGGAGAUCGUUGGGGCUGCUGACAGAGAUGGAAGCAAUAAGAGAGCACCUGUAGAAAUCCUCCCACUGAACUCUCCCAACGUCUCCUUCUUUAGUUCAAAGCCAGAACGCAUCCUCCGGGUGCUGGACGGGGACGGCUUCGUGUCUGUGCGCGCAGAGGGUAGCUGGGAGGUGGACAGGGAGUCUGAGGACGAGCCUGUGGUGGGAGUUGAGGAUCUGAGAAGGAAGCUGGUCAGCAGGCGGAAGGAAAGAUAUCUCUCCUUUCCUGCUUCUUCCCCCCUCUCUCCUCAGCCACCGCCUCCUCCCUCCCAUCCUCCAGUUUCUACACCCUCUUCCCCUCUCACACCUCCUGUAGAGCAAGGCAGCAAGAACCGCAAGUCCUCCAAAAGCUCCAAGGAGCGAGACCAACAGAAAAGCAAGGAGAGGAAGGCCGGGGAGAAGGAGGAGAGAAGGAAGAAGAGGAGGAAAGACAAAGAGGGAGGUUGGGAGAAGAGCAAAGAAAAGGAGGAAGCACACAAGCCCGGGAAGGAGGUGAUGAAAGGACGGAGGAGCAGCAGGAGCAGCAGCCGGAAGAGGAAGAAAAGACGGCACAGCAGCCCAGAGGCCUCACGAUCCUGCAACUCCUCAGGCAGAGGGGGCCACACAAGACGCUCCUUUUCAAGCCUCUCUGAAGAAAGACAUCGAGAUAGGGAACGAGACAAAGACAGAGACAGAAGUAGAGAUAGAGAGAGGGACAGAGAGAGGGGAAGAGAGAGAGACAGGGACAGAGAGAGAGAACAAAAUCGCACCAGUAGCAAUCGAAGAGAUGAAAGAGAUCGAGAUUCAGACUCGAGAAAGAAGGAGAGGGAAAAGAAGGGAAGACAGCAUUCAAGCAGCAGAGAGAGGGGCAUCUCAAAGAGUUCCAAAAGGAGCAGGGAGAAGAGGGAGGGAGACAGAGACCGGCAGCGUGAGAGGGAUCGGAGACGGGACGGUCGUCCUGUUGUCCCCCCAUCCAUCCAAGACCUCAAUGGGUCGGACCUCUUUGCCAUCAAGCGAACCAUCACAGUCACCACCACCACUACCACCACCACCGUACCCGGCUCCCCGAGACUCGCCCCAACCUCCCCCUGUCGGCCCGUGCAAGACUCUGACAAGCCCCACAAAAGGAAGAAGAAGAGGAAAUGGCACUCAGCCGGAGAGGCGCAGGACCGGGGCAGCUGUCGAAGCCGGUCGCAGUCACUCUCACCUCCGAGGUAUCACAGCUACGAGUCAGACCGCUACUCAGACAAACUGGAGAUCGACGUGCUGUCUCUGGAUGGUGAGGCUUUGGACUCAGACUACCCAUCCCUGGAGGAUACACCUCCUGCUGCCCUGCCUCCAGAGCCACCUGCCCCCAGCCCCAAAACUAAGACAGUCCCCAAGACUGGACGACAUCACCCGAAAAAGAAAUCUCGCACGUUAAAGAAAGUCGGACAGUCUGAAUCCUCCUCCUCGUCUUCCAUCAGAACCAAAAGCAAAUGCCUCUCCUCGCUGACGGUCACCUCAGGCUCUGCCUCUGUCUCAUCUGGCCUCCCUUCAGCGAAGCGAGCCAAGAAAGUGGGAAAGGACAAAGAGCGGGACAAAAGCAGUAGGAAGGAUGUGGGUCGGUCUGGUAAGUCCAAGAAAGAGAGUGGCAGCAGCCGGAAAGGCAAGCUCCAGUCCAAAGUGUCUGUGCUAGUUCGUGAGGGCGUGAGCAGCACCACGGGGGCUUCAGUAGGCUCUGGAAAGCUGGGCAUGGACCUCCUUGGUCCAGGAAGUACAGGGGGCAGUUCUGGGGGUUCUGUGGUGGGCGGCUCUAUUGCGGUAGUCUUCUGCAGAGACAAUGAGAGCAGGUCUCCAUUCCUCAAACCGUGCUCAGAACCGCUGUCGCUGAACAGCCGCAAUAAAGAUCUGGCCAGUCUGGGAAAGCGAAGCAGCCUGGCCGCACCACCAUCCUCCUUAACCAACCCUGCAGGACUGAAAUCCAAGAAAACUAAACCCAGCUCCAUCACAUCCACCUCCUCCUCUGCCUCCUCCCCCUCUUCGUCUCUGGCAACCAAGCGCCGCCGUCGGCUGGCCAAGAAGACGAGAGAGAAGGGUGGAGCUGCAGGGUUAACGGCUGGAGACGGCAGCCAGGCGAAGGCCACAUCCGAGAGCUGGGGUGGAGCCUCUUUAGAUGUUCAGUCAGCUGGUGGAGAUGGGAGCAAGUCAGUCAGUCCACAUACUGGCCCCGCCGGACCUGCACCCUGCUCUUCCUCCUCUUCCUCCUCCUCCUCCACCAGUGUGCUCCCACCCUCCUCCUCUCCACCACACACGCCUCCACCCUCUAUGGCUCCAUUGCGGGACACCAGGGAUUCUUCACCAGACUCUCAGACUGUGGACAGCAGCUGUAAGACUCCAGACCCUUCUUUUCUAGCUGAGGACUGUCCAACUCAGACCAGCCCCACAAUCCCGACCUCCAGUCCGUCCAGCCUGUCCACCCCCCAGGGAGCUGGCCUCAGCAUCGCCUUGUCUACACCCACAGCCAAGCCUCCACCUCCAGAUGAUGCACCCAAGUCUCUGUCCUCUCCUCCCUGCUCGUCCUCUUCGGCAGGCUGUGGUCUCACUUCCCUGUCUCUGCCUCUCUCUUCAUCAGACCCCUCCUCCUCCUCUGUAUCUUCCUCAUCUACCAGCAAGCCUCCCCCUCCUCCUCCCCCUCCAGCAGCGCCUGCCCUCCCCUGGAGUCUGCAGACUGGGGUGGACUGCACAACUGGUGGAGUCCUAGCAUUGACUGCUCUGCUCUUCAAAAUGGAGGAGGCCAACAUCGCCAGCAGAGCCAAAGCACAAGAGUUCAUCCAAGCAACCAGCCAGAUUCUCUCACAAGCCAAUCAGAGCCAGUCUCAGCAGCACGCUCCCCCUUCCUCUGCCUCCUCCUCCUCCUCCUCACAGAUCCCUCCCCCUCCUUCUAUCCCUCCGCCUCCUUGUCUGAGCCCAGCCCAGUUCAUCCUCCACAGCUCCCUCCCAUUGGUUGGAUGCACCAAAACCCCACCCUCUCACCUGCACCCCUCCAUGAGUGGCGGUUGUGCACAGACCCCACCCCCCAUCAUGCCAGUGGGACUGUCUGGAGUGACUGGGAGCUCUGGUGACACUGGAUGGGACAGUGAGAACAAAGACCCUGACAAGUACCUGAAGAAGCUGCACACCCAGGAGCGAGCAGUGGAGGAGGUGAAGCUUGCCAUCAAACCUUACUAUCAACGCAAAGACAUCAACAAGGAUGAAUACAAAGACAUCCUCAGGAAAGCUGUGCACAAGAUCUGCCACAGCCGCACUGGAGAGAUCAACCCGGUCAAAGUCAGCAACCUUGUGAAGCUCUACGUGCAGCGCUACAAAUACUUCCGGAAACAUGGACGUAAAAUGGAUGAGGAGGAGAGGGAUGACAGGGAGCCAGGAGUGCUACACUCCUCUGCCUGAGAGGAGACCACUCCGCCUUGUGCUCAGACCUGAGCCACCCUCUGAUUGUUUGUCUGAUAUUUUUAUUGCUUUCAUAGCCACCUGUCUGUUUUUAUGUGAUCUCCCUUCUCUCUGUGAUCUCACUGUAAAUAUGUCUCAUUUAGAAAAUGUAUCACAUAUACCAUGUUGAAGAGGUGGAUGCUGUCAUGCUCACCUGUGUGAUCUGAUACAGUCCAGUACUCCAACCCUGCAACACAUACCACCUGUGUGAAGCGUUUAGUUUUUGUUGACUGUCUCCUUAGAAGCUUCACAGCGGUGGUACUGAUCACAGGAUGUUUCUCGGCAGCAGUGGAUUAGGUCUCCAUGCUGGUUUGUCCUCCCCAUCCCCAUGUAUAUGCGAAUCCCAGCUGAGGAGAGGAGUAAUACCCAGUUGAACACAUUAAAAUAUAUUGUACAACCCUGAAGGACACUACACCCCAUCUGUCUCAGACAGUAUGGAAACAAAGCUGUCAUGGUCCAGACACACUGACCUCUCAGCUCUGUCAUUCUGCCGUCUCUGUUGAGUGCAUGUGUUACUGAGGUUGAGAAAGUUGCUAAAUCUCUUUAUAAAAUGACUUGACCAACAAAAUAUAAAUGUUGCUUGAA
Molecule: messenger RNA, 5017 nt
Organism: Seriola dumerili (greater amberjack)
Lineage: Eukaryota; Metazoa; Chordata; Actinopteri; Carangiformes; Carangidae
Gene: scaf1
Product: SR-related CTD associated factor 1
Exons: 6
Coding region: 248-4393 (1381 amino acids)
Molecular function (GO): RNA polymerase II C-terminal domain binding
Source: RefSeq, a predicted model, not a curated record